Messenger RNA from Cetraspora pellucida, 594 nucleotides. The record is from the annotation of a GenBank genome assembly. NCBI's taxonomy places the organism in Eukaryota, Fungi, Glomeromycota, Glomeromycetes, Diversisporales, Gigasporaceae.
AUGUCUUUUUCACAAAAUUUCACUCUUUUGACCUCUUCAAUUCUUGAAGAUACAGUAAAUCUUGUUAAAUGCGACCUCGGUUACUACUACAUCGAGUGCCACGACAAAAAAUCCAUUUUGCGCACUCCGGAUGUAGAUGACGCUUUGGGAAUAAGCAAUGGAAAAAGAUCGCCUCCAAAAAGCUUUAUCCUCUUCAGAAAAAGCUUUCAAAUGAGUAUCACGGAGAUGUGCCUUAAAAUCGAAAGGGCACAGAUUUCUAAACAUGCUACAAAUGUAUGGCAAUAUAUCAAGGAAUUUGAGCCCCAUCUGUGGCAAUACUUUAAAAACGUAUCGGCAAAGGCAACCGAUCGGUAUAAUAACUCCUGCCUUAAAAUUUUUAUUUUCGACGUUGAAUCAUAUAAAUCAUCAGACAACGAACAAAUUUCUCGUGAAACAAUCGAUUCAUCUCCUCAUAUAUCACCCGAAGAUGAUUUUUUACCUGAUGAUUUUACUUUCGAUCUAUCUGGACCAGAUGAAGUUACAUACGAUACAUCUAGACUUGACAGUGUAGAAGUGAAAAAUUUACUUUGUGAUCUUUACCCCGAAAUUUCAUAA